This is a messenger RNA of Trachymyrmex cornetzi, 2513 nucleotides long. RefSeq names its product YTH domain containing 1 (gene Ythdc1). The record is from RefSeq and is a predicted model, not a curated record. Gene Ontology annotation, cellular component: nucleoplasm. The transcript has 7 exons. Gene Ontology annotation, molecular function: mRNA binding; N6-methyladenosine-containing RNA reader activity. Bases 1000 to 2355 code for a protein of 451 amino acids. Lineage: Eukaryota; Metazoa; Arthropoda; Insecta; Hymenoptera; Formicidae. Gene Ontology annotation, biological process: regulation of alternative mRNA splicing, via spliceosome; mRNA splicing, via spliceosome.
AUUGAUUCGGAGGGUAUACGUCACAACGAUGGUCGACAAUGGACGCUGUGACUCGUGAACGAUCCGUCCGCGAGCGAUUGUUUAUCAUCGCCUCGUUGUCGUAGUUAUUUCAACGUUGUUAAUUCGUGCUGCUGCAAAGUCGGGAACCGUGCGUGCCGGUGCUGUGAUCGCGUCGGACAAUUCCCGAGCGUGCUUCGGUGUGAAGUGUAUCAGUGAAGGGACAAAGGGUGUCACGUAAGUGUGUGCCGAGCCCUCGGGAGGACUCGUCAGAAAAAAAGAAACGAAAAAAUAUUGCGAGAACUUUCGAGGAAAAGAGAGAGAGAGCAUAUAACGACAAGAAUUCUGUAUUUAGUGGUUUAAACUGCACUUUGCGACGAACUUUUCUAGAUAUAUUAAAAAUAAAAAAAGAGCGCAAAAAAAAAAGAAAGAAAAAAAGAGGAGUAAGACCGACUAAACAUUCUCCCGACGGACUCUUGACGUGUUUGACGUAAAGUAAAAACGGUUGUCACGCUGUAAGAUCUGUCCAUAAGUAAACCUCUGCUUGCGGAAGGAGUGUGCAUAGAGGAUAAAUAACUAGGACGAGGCGAUCCGGAUUAAAAAAAAAAGUUUCUCCGUGCUUUCAGAGACUCCAUAGAACCGGCGUCCUCUGUGCGAGUUUGCUCUGUGUUACCGCAAAAAAAAAAAAAAAAUGUUGCCAUAAUAAUCUCAAGGACUGUUCAUAAAAAAAAGUCGUAGUUUAUAUUCCGUCCAGAUCCUCCGGUCGGCCGAGCUCUUCGAAAUCGUGCCCGAGUCCGGCCAUGUGUCCCUGUCGGUUUGUGUUAGGCGUAGCCGCUUUAACAGAGAGUAUUCGGGACAGUGUGGACUUUCCGCUCGAUUCGGAAUCCCCGAACUAUUCUCGCUGUACACUAUAUAGUCCCUUGCUACCGCAUUAUUGUCGUAAGAUGUACGAGAAACGACGCCUGAAUCGGCGACAGCGGGGAACAAUCCGGGCAGUUGACCAUGGACAGCAACACGGAUGGCGACAACCUGAAUCUCAGCUCUGGCGAGAACGACAACGGCGACGAACUACGGAUCGCCGCGGACGAGACGUAUGACACCCGCAGCGAGGUCUCCUCCAGCAGCUCCAACUCCGACAGCUCCACUACCCAUCCCACCAUCAGUUCAGUCUCAAGCAAGUCCUCGCGUGGUGACAAUAAGCGCAGCAGAAGGAACAGGAGCAAACGAGGCAGAUCCAGGGACUCCAAGUCGUCCAGUCCUGAGCCGAAGCGGGCUAGGUCCAAGGACAGCAAAGGCACUACCAAGAACUACGACUACACUACCAAGUUGAAUUAUUUGUUUAGAGAUGCAAGAUUUUUCAUCAUCAAGUCUAAUAAUGCUGAGAACGUGACACUGUCUAAAGCCAAAGGAGUAUGGAGCACACUGCCGCAAAAUGAAGCAAAUCUUAAUCAAGCCUACAGGGAAUCGCGAAAUGUUUUGCUGGUAUUUUCUGUGAAGGAAUCGGGCAAGUUCGCUGGCUUUGCGAGACUUUGUACAGAAUCGAGACGAGAUGCUGGUCCAGUCUCUUGGGUUUUACCUCCUGGCUUGUCAGCAAAGGCUUUAGGUGGCGUAUUUAAAGUUGACUGGAUCUGCAGGAAGGAAUUGCCUUUUACUGCUACGUUACACUUGUACAAUCCUUGGAAUGACGGUAAACAAGUCAAGAUCGGUCGAGACGGCCAGGAAAUCGAACCCAGAGUCGCUGAAGAAUUGUGCAGAUUAUUUCCAGAAGACGAAGGAAUCGAAAUGACGCCUAUCUUGCGAAAAUCCAAGGAAGCAGGGAAACACGUUGUAAAAUCAACGCGUUAUCGCGAUAAAAGACCUAUAGGCAGUUUUAGAUUUUUACGAAGAGGUGGACGAGGGCGCAAAUUAUUCUUGACCUCGAGAUCACGUUUAGCAUCACUGGCCAGAUCUCAGGAUGUUACAGGAAAUCAUAGGAGUUCCAGGGAUCAUUCUUAUCGGUACACGCCAUGGUUUAAUCGAGGCGAUUCACCUUACACAAAGGGUUACGGAACUGGAUUGGGUGUUGCUGCGGUUGCAGAAGCUUAUGUGGCAGAUUACAUGCGUACUAUGCAACAUCAAUUGCCUCCAUUACCGCCUUAUCCACAUCCAUACGAUAAUUUGCCACCACCACCCCCACCUCCACGAUAUUACGAUGGUCUACCAUUGCCUCCAGAUUACAACGCUACAGUGUCGGCACUAGAGAAACGUAGCUACGAAAGGAGUGUCGAUGAAUUCCUAUGGAGGACAGCCAGUCGUCACAGUCGGCACAGCAAUCAUCGUUCUUCUCGCGACCAUCACAGAUAUAGAGAUCGCAGAUAAAGAUCUCGACUUUAGUGUUCCCCUUGAAAAUCCGUCGGUUCCCAAAUCCUUCAUUAGUAAUGAUAGAAUUGGAGAUGGAAUUUCAUUGAUGAAAUUGAUGAGAAAUUGAGCUAUAACAUAUCAUUUAUGUAUAUUUCACUUUGAGUACUUCUAAAUAA